Messenger RNA from Parastagonospora nodorum SN15, 1206 nucleotides. RefSeq lists its product as hypothetical. The record is from RefSeq and is a predicted model, not a curated record. Lineage: Eukaryota; Fungi; Ascomycota; Dothideomycetes; Pleosporales; Phaeosphaeriaceae. The transcript has a single exon. Bases 1 to 1206 code for a protein of 401 amino acids.
AUGACACAAGCUCCGACAGAAAACAUCAAAGCUCCUGUGGACAAGGUGCAAGCUACGUCAAACGAAGUCAGUGGUCAGUCUCUACUCGAGGAGCUGUUCCCCGAGGCUAGCAUUGCCCCUCCAGCUGGUCAGGCAGAGAAGCAGGAGCACUAUCCCAAGCUUGAUCCGCCAAAACCCACGAACCGCAUCACUCGGAUGCUUGUUGAUCGCCCGAAAUCACCCAAGGAGCUCAUGAUCGAGUCCCUCCAGAAGCGUGGUGAACAGGUCACUGUUCUACAGCUGGAACAUUGCAGCACCGAGCUGACGGAGAUCGAUUUCCGACGUCUCAUUCCAAAGGGUGAGCACAUGGAAGUUUUGAGUCGGUUUGGCGCGUACUACAAGGUCAUUCCUGGUCGUGAUCCUUUGAGCCUUGAGCGCUUACCCUUCUACUUUCUCCUCUUCAAGUCGCCAGAGUCUGCGUAUGCCUACCAGAGAAACGCCUCUCGUCUCCACAAACUUGCCGCUCUCCACCAGCCUUCCAGCAUAUUCUCUGCCAUACCCGCGCCAAAAGGCUUCCUCGAGGACGGCGAAGACGUCAAUGCAGUCACCACCUCGUAUCUCCUGAGACCCACUGAGCACGCCUUCACGCUACGCGCAAUUAUGCAGCCUUACGAUUCUGCUCUUCGCACCUUGAUCGAACAAGGCGGGUACAAGCCGAUUGUGCCAGAAAUUGAUGGCAAGCGAAAUCGCAUCUACAAAGUCUUAAUGUACAUCGAAGGAUAUGAGCCAAGUAUCUCCGACCUGUUUAAGACACUCCGCCAAGACGCAUUCAACCGCGGCAUGCCCUUUACAUUGCGCAACGAGUCCUGUUCUUCUGUCCAUCGCCUCCGUGACCUGAUCGACCUUUCUGUACACACGCUUUCUAUCUCGUCAAGCAAUCCAUGGGCACAUGAGGCGCAGAAUACCAGGCUCCAAUUUCAGGAUCCGGCAAUCGCGUCCCUUUUGAAGUCUGGAAUCCCUGAAGACGCGUCAAAUGCGAAGGAGGUGAACCAGAUGAUUAUGAACCGCGUGUACAACAGGUGGAUACUGGAGUUUGACGAUGAAGAUGAGGCGCGACGGUUCGCUAUCUCGUGGCACAGGCGCUUGCUGCCGGAUUUUGCUGGGACCGAGAGGACUUGGAAGGAUUAUGAGGAGGUGAGGAUGUGUAAUACUGAGCUUUUGUGGUGA